AUGAACUCGGCCGUCUACCACGUCUCGACGCUCCAGAUCGCUGACCAGAUCUGCAUCUGGGACUUUGGCCGAUGGCCCAUCACAUACUCGCACCAUGGCAUCGUCUACACGCGCGGCGAGACGCCCGACGACGUCAUUGUGGCCCACACGUGGAGCCCGCUCCAGAACUUUGCCGAGUCGCAGGCCGACUCGUGCUUCCGCCUCACCACGCUGACGCAGUUCUUGGAUGGCCGCUCGAUGAAGUACCUUCGCCGCGUCCAGUACAACUCGUCGAUUCUCGGCGACACGAUUUCCAAGCUGGGCGAAGUGCACCGUUCCUCCUCGGCGCCGGCCGCGGCCACUUUAACAUUCUUAGUCCUCAACUGCGAGCACGUCGCCAACUGGUGCAAGACGGGUCGGCUCUUUGCCAAGCAGAUCUUUACGUCCGGGCCGACGUCGAUCCCGUACGAGCGCCAGCGGUCCGUGUCGCAGCACCUCGACUCGCUCGUCUCGCAGACGCUCUGCUCGCGCUUGAACAGUCUCGACCCGAGCACGAACCAGCGGCGGCGCGUCUAUCUCAAGCUCAAGGACACGACCAAGUACGUCCAAGUCCGCGGCAACCUCUUGUACGUCGUCGAAGUCGACUUGGCCGAGACCGAGCCACUUCUGCGGAACCUUCCGUCGCCGUUCUAUGCGCGCGCCGAGCAGACGGACAUCAACACGAUGAAGGUGACGUUCGAGGACGUCUCGAGCGGCCGCCUUGUGUGCUCCAAGGCCAAGUGCGUCAAGCUCAUUCGGCCGCGCAUCUACCACCGCGAGAACCUCUUCCGCUUCGAGUACGCGUACAACGGCGAGCUCCAAUCGCGCCGACUGCGCCGGUGGUACGUGGGCGUGCAGCCCAAGGACGGUCUCCUUCGCACGUCGGCGACGCGCGACUUUGCGUCCGAGUUUGAGCUCGUCGACGCCGACGCGCUUGAUAAGGACUUGGACGCGAGCGAGUGCAACCUCAAGCUGACGUACACAAGCUCGUCCGAGCUCGACGACCUCGACGACGAUGACGACGAGGGCGAAGACGACGAAGAGGACUCGGACGACGGCGACGACGACGAAGACGACGCCAAAAGAACCACGUAG
Molecule: messenger RNA, 1113 nt
Organism: Saprolegnia parasitica CBS 223.65
Lineage: Eukaryota; Oomycota; Saprolegniomycetes; Saprolegniales; Saprolegniaceae
Exons: 3
Coding region: 1-1113 (370 amino acids)
Source: RefSeq, a predicted model, not a curated record